Andrographis paniculata is the source of this 1902-nucleotide messenger RNA. RefSeq names its product putative E3 ubiquitin-protein ligase RING1a. The transcript has 10 exons. Bases 138 to 1466 code for a protein of 442 amino acids. Lineage: Eukaryota; Viridiplantae; Streptophyta; Magnoliopsida; Lamiales; Acanthaceae. The record is from RefSeq and is a predicted model, not a curated record.
AAAACAACUAUCAACAAUUCCCAGACGAAGCUACACUCGAUUGCCUCCCUUUCUAAGCUGACUCGUCUCUCCACCACUUCUGCCACCGCCACACCCACCGUCGUCUGCACCAAGCUCAUCGCCGUCUAGGAAACUCAAUGCCCGCCCAAAAACGCUCGCUUGAAACCACCACACCAUCUCCCUCCCCACCGCCGUCGCUCGAGCCAGAUAAACCUGAUGAUUCGCUUAAAGGCAGCGAGAAUCAAGACACGAAGGAAAAGGAGGACGCCUGCGAUUCAGACGAGAGCCGUGAAUCUAGCGACGGAGAGAAAGACGAAUUUAUUGCUGUGAAGUUAGGAGAAAUACGGAAGGAAGUGCAGUGUCCAAUAUGUCUAGGUAUCAUUAGGAAGACAAGGACAGUUAUGGAAUGCUUGCAUCGGUUCUGCAGAGAAUGCAUUGACAAAUCUAUGCGCCUAGGAAAUAAUGAAUGCCCUGCUUGCCGAACACAUUGUGCUAGUCGCCGUUCUCUGAGAGAUGAUCCAAACUUUGAUGCUUUGAUUGCCGCUCUAUAUCCAGACAUUGAUAAAUAUGAGGAAGAGGAACUGGCCUUUCAUGAAGAGGAGAAGGCUCGCUAUAAGCAGAUUCAAGCUUCAAUUGCCCAAACUUUUCGUCGACAAGCAGAAGCACUGGGAAAGAAAAGAACCUCGGCCAGGCUCACUGCAGCCUCGAUUAUAAGGAGGCAGAACAAUUAUAGAAACUUGAGGGGCCGCCGAAACCAUCAAGUUGCUGAAAACCAUGGAUCUGAAGAAGAGGAAGGAGCUCAUACAAAUGAUGGUGGCAAGGAUUCAUCGUCUGCUGAUGAACGUUGUGCUGAAGUAAAAUUUAAAAGAUAUAAAAGAUCAAGGGGAGCUCGGGCUUCACAACAAGCAUCCGGAUCCCGUGCAGAUGGAAACAAUGCUGGUAAUGGUAGAGAAGCCAACAAAGAACUACUUGGUGCUUCACCUGCGGUAAUUAGCAGCGCUGAAAAUCUUGCCUGGGGAAGAGGUGGUUUGCGCAGUAAUAACCGCCAUGGUGGGAUUGGUUGGGCUGGUGGCAAACUUUCCAGGAAUAACCGGAUUGCAAAGCUAGUAAAUCAUCUCGAAUCUUUAAAUGAAAACAAUGAGUUAAAAGUUAGUCUUAAACUUGUUUCGUUGCUCAAGGAUAACAUUCCCCACUUGAAAAGGCCAUACCUCUGCUGCAGUACUAAAACAUCGGUUGGGCACUUAUGUCAGUAUGUUGCCAUGCAAACAUCCACACAGGCUGAUGAAAUUGAAAUGCUAAUAGUAAAAGAUUGUGAUCUUAUGAACAACCAGAACAAUCUUACAGUCUUAAAUUCAAGUGACAAUCAGUUGCAGCAACUGAAUGAGCAUCUGUUGUUGGGGGAAAUUCGUUCUAGUUUUAGUAAGCAAAAUCUGGUUUUCACAUACCGGAAAAAGCCUCAAAGCUAAGAAUGCUGAUGAAGCCAAAAGUCUCCUACUCUCAUGAAAGGAAACUGCAGAAAUGUGAUGAAGUAAGUUAUCCCCGGUGUGUCUAUAUAUAUAUAUAUAUGUGUGUAAGAUAUGGGUACUUUCAUAUUUUGCUCGACUGUGCUAGCUUGACAAGCCAAAUUUUCUUAUAUACAAAAGUAUUUUUAGAAGCUAUAGGUUUUUGGAAAAAAAUUAAAUGAAUUGGUUAUUUGCUGACAAGACAAUGCCUCCAUCAAAAUGCCUAUUAUGACAUGUGUGGAUUUUUAUCUCAUAUAUAUAGGUUAGUAGUCAUAUUGUAUGCUUUACGUAUAUGGUGGUAUUUCCUAUUUUGGCUUUAAUCUCAACCAAAGAUUUGAAUAAGUCGAGUGCACCGACGAAUAAUUAUGAAUAAAUCUGGCACUUGUGAUUUCCACAUUCA